Laccaria bicolor S238N-H82 is the source of this 1463-nucleotide messenger RNA. RefSeq lists its product as uncharacterized. Gene Ontology annotation, cellular component: nucleus; cAMP-dependent protein kinase complex. Lineage: Eukaryota; Fungi; Basidiomycota; Agaricomycetes; Agaricales; Hydnangiaceae. The record is from RefSeq and is a predicted model, not a curated record. Gene Ontology annotation, molecular function: cAMP-dependent protein kinase activity; ATP binding. Bases 52 to 1143 code for a protein of 363 amino acids. The transcript has 3 exons. Gene Ontology annotation, biological process: peptidyl-serine phosphorylation.
CCCGAAUCCACACCCAUUGCUGUCGACGACUCUCAGUCUCUUCCAAACCCCAUGGAAGUCGAUGAUGCAGAGAAAGUCGUGUCCCCGCAGCCUCCUCAGCGACUACUGGAAGAUGAAAAAGUUCAUCUACAACGGUCUGGCCUCAAGCUAUCCGACUUUGAGGUUCGUGGGACGCUAGGUACUGGCACCUUUGGCAAGGUUCUGCUCGUACGCCAUCGAAGCUCUGCUGCUAAUCCAACCAAGCAAAAUCACUUUGCCAUGAAGGUGCUGCGCAAGACAGAGAUUGUCCGCCUUCGUCAAGUUGAACACGUCAACGCAGAGCGUUACAUUCUUUCCCGAGUUCAUCAUCCCUUCGUCGUCGAUCUCUUUGCCACCUUUCAAGAUAGCCUGAACGUCUACAUGCUAAUGUCAUACGUUCCUGGAGGAGAGCUCUUUACCCAUCUACGCCGUGCCCAGCGGUUCACCCCCGAUGUCACCCGCUUCUACCUCGCAACCAUCAUCUUGGCUCUUAAGUAUCUCCACUCCUUCAACGUGAUUUACCGCGACCUCAAACCUGAGAACCUCCUGUUGGAUUCCCGUGGAUACCUCCGCCUCACCGAUUUUGGGUUCGCCAAAAUUGUCGACGACCGUACCUGGACGCUGUGCGGUACUCCAGAAUACCUCGCCCCGGAGAUAAUCCAGUCAGACGGCCACGGAAAAGCAGCAGACUGGUGGGCGUGUGGCGUCCUUUGCUAUGAGAUGCUCGUUGGGUAUCCGCCGUUCUUUGACGAAUCCCCCUAUGGCAUAUACGAGAAAAUCCUCAAUGGACAAAUUCACUGGCCAAGAAGCAUGGACCGCCUGUCGCGUGAUUUGAUCAAGGCUUUCCUCAAUCCAGACCGCACAAAACGACUUGGGAAUAUGAACGGAGGGCCGGAUGAUAUCCUUGAUCACCCAUGGUUCAGAGGUGUGGACUGGGACGCUUUGGAGCGUCGCGAGAUCAACGCACCCAUAAUCCCUCGUACUUCAUCCAUCGACGACACGCGUCACUUCUUGCACCUCCCGUUACCCCCAUCAGAAGAGAUUCCCGGUUUUACCAGAGAAGAGCAGCCGCCAGCUCUCCACCAACGUUUCGACCCCAUCGCAUAUCAAUUCCUCGAAUUUUAAUUUUUCUUGACAACCAACAAUGCAGCGCUGCGCACUCGCUACCUAUUUUGGGUAUAACACACUCCUUCGACUUCUGCUAACGUUACCUAUCUUGCUCGUCUUCUUGACCAGACUCAGCCAAACUCUCCUUGUAUUUACUUUUUAUCUUAUCUUUUGGCCAAUUGGGCCCCCAGAUAUGUAUCUAGUCCAUUCUCAUAGCUCUACGCUCUCCUAGUUUUGUAUUAUCUUGUAGCCUCCUUCGUUAUCUACCAUGUGUAUUUACUACUUUCACCCUCUCGAGCCGCUUUGCUUGAAAAAUAUACCUAUUUAUUUCUGUCGCU